Molecule: messenger RNA, 183 nt
Organism: Lachancea sp. 'fantastica'
Lineage: Eukaryota; Fungi; Ascomycota; Saccharomycetes; Saccharomycetales; Saccharomycetaceae
Source: the annotation of a GenBank genome assembly
AUGGCGUACCUUCCCUCUUUCAUUUUGAGCGACGAGUCCAAAGAGCGCUUCAGCAAAGUGUUCAGCUUGUCGCAAACUGUGGCCCAUUACGGCUGGUUGCCAUUUGUGCUAUAUCUAGGAUGGGCCCACACCGCUAACAGACCAAACUUGUUCAGCUUGUUGAGUCCCUUGCCAAGCGUUUAG